Caenorhabditis auriculariae is the source of this 2322-nucleotide messenger RNA. NCBI's taxonomy places the organism in Eukaryota, Metazoa, Nematoda, Chromadorea, Rhabditida, Rhabditidae. The record is from the annotation of a GenBank genome assembly.
AUGACGAGUAUAUGUGGAGUUUACACGUCGACGUCGUGGUUUUCAACGACGGCUUUGAUGCGAAAAACCUCGCCAUUCGUGUACCGAAAAACGGGAAGAAUUUGCGGCAACGCCGUGUUGACGCGUCAGGAAUGGAGGUACACCAAGGUUGGGUUUUGACGCCUACAUGGCUGACGUCGGGAAUUGAGGCCGUGGGACGGCAUUUCCAGCGGACGAUGGGCCUCAAAUACGGCUUCGACAUGGGCCUCGACGAUCGCAUUCUACUCACAUCCAUUGCACAGAGACAGCGACGGCUCGACGACAAAAAGAUGCGCCAACUCGGUUUUUUUUUCAAUUUUCAAUUUUGGAGCAUAGCUUUUGAAAGUGACGUUUGUUCCUGUUUUUAAUCCAACUCGCCAUCGAUUUUGUAAAAAACUUCGAGAAGACAACAUCGAAGAGAAAAAUAAAACAAUUUAGUAAAGAGUAGAAAUUAUCCAAAACUGUAGCGAAAUUCGAUAAUAGUUGAUAAGCAUUCCAGGAAGUAUAAUGGAAGGCCGAAUAAUCGACGUGAUGUCGAUGGAUGAGACUUUGGCCGAACUCGCAAUCCAGUUGACCAACGUCGCGGUCGACAGAAAUUUCUCCCAUGUUGGUUGAGCAUUUCUCGAAAACUUAUCUAUGAAACAUUCAGCGAAAAAAUGACUUUUUUCCAGGUGAACGUCAGUUGGCUUCGCCGCGGCCAAGGCGACGAAGAAGUGCAGAAGACGUUGGACGAGGAACGUCAUCAGAUGCGCCGAAGAGUCGGCGAAAUGCUCGGCAUCACCUGUCCGGAGAUCAGAUUUAUAGGUUCUAAGAGAACCUUUGGGAAGGCUGCAGAACGGGAAAGUCCUAGGAGAAAACACGAAAUUGAUGGAGGAAGAAAUGGACCGACUUUUCCGCGAAGCCGACUAUGGAAUGGACUAUCGGUCGCUAAGCAAAACUGGCCGAGUUCUGGGCGCCUUGUCCAAAACUGCAGAUGUGAGAGUCUGUUUUGAGAAGCCAAAUUACCGAUUUUCUUCAGAAAGAAGUUUCUGCUCCAGAAAAGCCACCGCGGCCUUGGCUCAAAGCCAUUCAAAAACGCAAAGAACAGCGGAAAUCUGAAGUCGCGAGUUCAUCAGAUGAAAAUUAGUUGAUAAUUUGUUCCAUAUCAUGUUUUAUUUAUUAUUUUGUGCAUAGAAGAAUACAUAUUUUCCAUUUAUUUAUUUAUUUUUUUCAAUUUUUUCCACGGUUUGUCUCCUAUACAUUCAAAAUUUCACCAAUACUUGCAAGGGACGUCCUUUUAGUGUGACUUUUGGAGUUUUCUAUGAAUUCGCCCGAAAAUUCUUGAAAGUGCAUGUUCUCUAUUUUCGUGAUAGCAACUAUCUAUGCCAACAUUUAUUUCGGGAAUAUCAUUUUUCAAAGUUCGCGUUCAACACAAAUUCGAGCAUGGAACCAAUUUUCCUCAACAUAAGACCCACAUUUUCAAAAAAAAAGCAAGUUAAAUCAAAGUUAUAGCGAGUUCCAAACUUCACCCUUAAAAUACGUCCUUUAUUAGACUUCUACUAGUCUAAAUAUUCAGAUGACAGCUCCCCGCAAACUGAAGGUUCUGUGCUUGCACGGCUACCGGCAAUGCGGCAAGUCGUUCCGAGAAAAGACAGGCAGCACCAGAAAAUUGGUGAAGAACCUCGCCGACUUCGAAUUCGUCGACGCGCCGCACACUGCCCGCGCAGAUAACGGUUUCAGUUUCUUCAAAAGUUAUGCCGACAGAGAAGUAACUAGGCUGGUCGGUACUGACAAACGUUGAAAGAAUAUUGAACAUUUCGAUCCAUUUUAGAUGUGCCGACAAGCCGAGCGUGGUGGUUCUCGAACAGUGGCGAAGUGAGUUUCUCAUCUCGGGAGCCGACGGACGUCGACGUCGGAUUCGAAGAGUCGAUGGAGCAUCUGGUGGCGUUCAUCAAGGAACAUGGACCUUUCGACGGACUUUUUGGAUUCAGUCAAGGCGCUUCGAUGGUCCAUCUACUGUUGGCCAAGAUCCAGCUGGGGGAGAUCGACCUCCCUGGAAUCCGCUUCGCCUUCCUCUUCUCGUCCUUUCUCAGCAUCUCCACCCAACACGAGCGAUUCACGCAGGCGACCAUUGACGACGUCGAGACGUUGCACGUCUUCGGCGACGCCGACGAGAUCGUCUCCCGCGACAAGAGCGAACGCUGCGCCGAACGCUUCUCCAAGAGUCCUCAACGGAUCGUCCACGAAGGCGGCCAUCUCGUUCCUUCGAUGACCAAACAUCGCGAGGUCCUCGUCGACUUUUUACGUCGUCAAACCGUUCAAUAA